Molecule: messenger RNA, 1398 nt
Organism: Haliotis rufescens (red abalone)
Lineage: Eukaryota; Metazoa; Mollusca; Gastropoda; Lepetellida; Haliotidae
Exons: 2
Coding region: 128-1249 (373 amino acids)
Source: RefSeq, a predicted model, not a curated record
GCUAUAUAUACCAGGUUACACUUGGCUGUAGUCGAGAAUAUCCGCCACAGCAGUGCUGUACGCAUUCAACAAAACGAUUACGUUGUUGGGACAGUGCCAUAACUGUCUUCUGUCGAGACACCGCUGCAUGGGUAACAGACCACUGGAGAUGUUCACCGAUAAACACAGGGAGGACCUGAGGGUCAAGGGUUAUACUGUUGUUGAGAACGUAUUAACCAAUGAAGAUGCAGAAAGAUAUCGAGGAAUGUACUCUGAUUGGCUGGAAACAUUCAAGGGCACUUGGCCCCACUCGAUCAAAUCCCUAAUUCAGAGGUACAAAGUUGGACACAUGGAACCGACCUGGGCCGUGAGGCUUAAAGCCAAGAAGGUCUUUGAGGAGGUGUGGGGUACGGAGAAACUUCUGAGCAGCAUGGAUGCCAUAGCUAUUGGGCGUCCCCCAGAGGAUGGAGAGGAGGAUUUCCAGUCCCCGGGGCGGCACUGGCUGCACAUAGAUCAAGGGCCGGAGAGGGAGGGGCUACACGCCUAUCAAGGUGCUGUGUAUCUCGAGACGGUCGAUGAGGAUGACUGGGCGUUCGAGGCGAUUGAAGGUACUCACGAAUAUCAUGAUCGGUACUACGAGGAAAGCGACUACGGUAUUAUGAAAAGGAAGGACAAUCCAACAUGGCGCUUUAAGAACCUUCGAGAUGAGGAUAUCGAAUUUUUCACCGAGGAGCGAGGGCUCAGGAGAACCAGAGUGACUGUUCCGAAAGGCGGGAUGAUUUUGUGGGACUCUCGUCUCGUCCAUGCCAAUUCUCGUGUUAUCAAAGGAAGGAUGAACCCCGGUAGGUGGCGCUAUGUAGUAUUCGUCUGCAUGACUCCCGCCAAAUGGGCUGACAAGGAAUCCCUGCAAACCAAGCAAAUGGCAUAUGAGGAACUGCGCAUGACAACCCAUUGGCCGAGCAAUGGGAUAGGACUGUUAGCGGAAAAACUUCCCCCUUAUGCCCCCGAAGAUCCAAACCCUCUAACAGAACACCCCCCAUCGGCCAGAACGAAAGAAGCCAAACAACUGGCCGGAGUCCUUCCCUAUUCAGAAUCAAUGGAUGACAGCAAGGUCAUGGAAGCUCCCAAAUUCCGACUGGACUUUCUGAAAACAGUUCAUCCGCAAGUUAUUGAUUUUGGAAAUGAUGAAGCUUUUUUGAGGAGGAGAAUGGUCACGCUGUCUGUGUUUGCUAUCCUCAUGGCUGUCAGCGUUUACUACUGGGUGUUGUAGUGUGGGCUCUGGUACAUGAUCACUGAACUUUGGUUGUGUCGCAGACAAACUUCCAGUACUUAUGAGGGGGCACGGGUGGCCAGUCGUCUAAAGGCGCCGCGAUUCGCUAUGCAGAGUUGCGUCCCUUGGGCACACAAGAGACCUAUGAU